This is a messenger RNA of Drosophila kikkawai, 1488 nucleotides long. RefSeq lists its product as uncharacterized. NCBI's taxonomy places the organism in Eukaryota, Metazoa, Arthropoda, Insecta, Diptera, Drosophilidae. The record is from RefSeq and is a predicted model, not a curated record.
AUGAAGGCAUUGUGUGAAAAUCUAAUGGAUAUUCGCGGCACUCACGUUUUACUAAUGACCACAAGGGAUACCAAUAUCACGUCUUUAUUUGAGGACUGUCGUUCCAAUCAGAUGCUCAAUGUCCUGGCUUUGAGGGGUUCGAAUCGGGAGUUCAUAUAUAGCUACCGUGCUUUUCCACACUUCAAGGUGAUGCGACGGAGGCUAGUCCAAGUCAGAAGAUACUUUGAACCACAGGUUGGGAAUCUAUAUGGGCAUCCCAUCGCCAUUAUUCCGUACAGUCUGGUGCCACGUUCAGUGAUCUACAGGGACAAGGAAGGACGUCGCCAGAUUGCGGGAUAUCUCACACAUUUCUAUAAGAACUUUGCCAGGAGUUUGAAUACCACUCUGCUGGUGCGAUGGGACCUUGUUCCAGAGAGCGAGACACCCGAUCACAAUGUCACUUCCGGUCUGUUGAGGGAUGGGCUGGUGGACUUUCCACUGGUGCUGACCACGCUGGCCCCAGAACCCUUCUACCCCAGCUAUGUGGCGGAGAUUACCAGCUGGUUUCUGAUGCUACCCGUGGAGCCAGACAUGCCGCUGUCCAGCUUGUACUUCAACCUCAAGGGUUGGCCCUACUUCCUGGGCCUGAUGGUCGUGUUGGCCCUAUUCCUGGUCAAUGCCCAGCUCCUGGAGUCGGGGCAGGGAUACUUCACCCUGAGGUGUGGCAACAUCUUUGCGGAUCACGUGCUGAGGGCCAUCCUGGCGCAGUCCUUUGACAUGCCCAACCGCCGCCUCUUCUUCAGCCGCACCCUGCUCUACAGUCUGCUGAUGAUGGCGGGACUGAUAGUAAGCACCUUUUACAGCGCCAAUUUGGCUACCCUAUUGGUUCAUCCGCCGGCUGCCUACAAGAUACUGAGCUACGAGGACCUACGGCGAACCCACGGUAAAAUCUUAAUAUCCCAACAGGAGCUCCCGACAUUGAAUGACUCUAUAGGAAAGGAUCUGCUGGAGAAGAAUCUGGAUAUCUUUCAAAUAACACCAGCGCUUGUGGAGUUUUUGGCCAAGCGGAAUGAGCUCAAUACUUCAUUCGGUUAUCCGGUCACCAAUACUCUAUGGCCAUUCCUCCAACUGAAGCAGAUCAAGAUGCAACGGCCAGCCUUUCGAAAAUCGAACGAGAUUAGUUUUGUGCCCUUCAUGCCAGUGACCAUGCCCAUGGCCAGAAACUCUAUAUAUCGCGAUGCCUUCAACAGAUAUCUGAGCCAUACGCAGGCUAGUGGACUGUACGAUCUAUGGUUCCGGCGAUCCUAUCACGAACACAUUGCCAUUGGCAAGCUGAACUACAGCAUGGACCAGACAGAGCCGGGUGGCUAUCACGAUCUCAUCUGGGAUGACUUGUUCUACGUGUGGAUAGCGUAUAUAGGAGGCACUGCUGUCAGUCUGUUGGUUCUACCCUUUGAGAUAUUGUACUACAAGUGGCGGAAGGAUCACCAGAAACAGGUUGUUAAAUAG